Messenger RNA from Diabrotica virgifera virgifera (western corn rootworm), 938 nucleotides. RefSeq names its product phosphoserine phosphatase. The transcript is spliced from 5 exons. The record is from RefSeq and is a predicted model, not a curated record. Lineage: Eukaryota; Metazoa; Arthropoda; Insecta; Coleoptera; Chrysomelidae. Gene Ontology annotation, cellular component: cytoplasm. The coding region runs from base 195 to 866 and encodes 223 amino acids. Gene Ontology annotation, biological process: L-serine biosynthetic process; dephosphorylation. Gene Ontology annotation, molecular function: magnesium ion binding; L-phosphoserine phosphatase activity.
AAAAUGUUUAACAAUAAUAAAAUUGUAAUUAUCAUAAAUACGAAAAUUGAGAAAUGGUUCAGACCAAAGGUUAAACAUAUUCCAAGAUAAACAUAUUUGGUAGUGAUAUAACAGAAGGAAUAUUAUGUAAAUAAUUUUACAAGUUCACUCAAACUCCUUCAUUGCGGUGCAAAAUAUACAAAUUUUCCAAAAAUAUGGCAGUGGAAAUUCAAAACCUUGUAAGGAAUGCAGAUGCAUUUUGUUUUGACGUAGAUUCUACAGUUAUCCAAGAAGAAGGAAUAGACGAGUUAGCAAAAUUUUGCAAUAAGGGUGAAGAGGUAUCCAACUUGACUGCCAAAGCUAUGGGUGGUGCAAUGACAUUUCAAGAAUCCUUAAAGUUACGUUUAGAUAUAAUAAAACCAAGUAUAUAUCAGGUUAGAGAUUUUCUAAAUUUGAAACCUCCAAGAUUGUCUCCUGGAAUCAGGAAAUUAGUGGAUCUUCUGCACAAAAGACAUAUUCCUGUAUUUUUAAUUUCUGGUGGUUUCAAAUGUAUAAUAACACCUGUUGCCGGUCAGCUGCAAAUUCCCCUUGAUCAUGUUUUUGCAAAUAGACUGAAAUUCUAUUUUACAGGUGAGUUUGCCGGAUUUGACGAAAAUGAGCCAACGUCCAGAAGUGGUGGUAAAGCUGUGGUCAUAAAUCAUAUAAAAUCUGUUUAUAACUUCAAAAAUGUCGUAUUGGUUGGGGAUGGCGCCACUGAUCUUGAAGCAGCUCCACCAGCAGAUGCUUUUAUAGGAUAUGGAGGUAACGUUAUUCGACAAGCAGUAAAAUCAAAAGCUAAAUGGUUCAUUACUGAUUUUAAUGAAAUAAUCGAGGUACUAAAUCAAUGAUAUUAUACAUCUGUAGUUUUAUUUUAAUACAUAGUGUUUUUAUUGACAAAUAAAAAUUGUUUUUUAUAUAAA